Molecule: messenger RNA, 1945 nt
Organism: Grus americana (Whooping crane)
Lineage: Eukaryota; Metazoa; Chordata; Aves; Gruiformes; Gruidae
Gene: DEXI
Product: Dexi homolog
Exons: 2
Coding region: 464-745 (93 amino acids)
Source: RefSeq, a predicted model, not a curated record
GACGGCGGCAGGUGCUCCUCGCCGACCGCGACAACGCGCCUGCGGGCUCCUUCCGCAAAGUUUGCGGGCGGGAGGAGGAGGGGAGCCGCGGCGGGACUGCAGCAGCCGGGCUGGAAAUGCUCCUGAGGAGCCUCCUGCCAACGGCGGGGCUGCGGUAGCGGCGCUGAAGCCCGCGGUGGCCGCCCGCCUGCCGGGGCGCUUCUUGCUCCGGGAAGGAAGGGACCGAGCCGGCCGCUCUGCGGCUGUGCCGCCUCCGCGCCCCUGCGGCGCUCGCUUCUUCCCAGGGUCCGGCGCCGGCUUUGGGAUUUUGCCCUUUCCUGCCAGCGGGGCUGCGGAGUGCGGUCCUGCGGGCCCCGCUCCCGCCCGCUCCCCCCCCCCCCCCCGCGCCGUCCGGGGAGGUCGGUGCCCGCUGCGGCACCCGCAGCCCUCGCCGCCGGAGCCCGCCGCAGCCCCGCACGGCUGCAUGCCCGCCGCGGUCUCGGCACGUCUGGAUUCGCUGGAGUCCUGGGCCUUCCAUGCGCUGCUGGUGCUGCCCUAUAUGUUUUACGUGGGCUUGUUCUUUGUCAACGUGCUGAUCCUGUACUAUGCCUUCCUGAUGGAGUACAUCGUUCUCAAUGUAGGCAUCGUCUUCCUGCCCGAGGAUAUGGACCAGGCUCUGGUGGAUCUGGGGGUGCUCUCCGACCCUGGCUCCGUGCUCUACGAGACGGACAGCGAGCUGGACGUCUUUGAUGGGUACUUGGAGUGACGCCCGGGGCCGCUCCGAAGGGACUGCGGGGUGACGCCGCCCGGCCCGAGUGUCCCGGCAUGGCCGUCGCUCUGGGACCGUCUCGGCUCCUGCUGCGCAGCGUCUUUGCCACAUGCCCCCCCCCGCCCCCGGGUGCAGGGACGAAGGGGGGUGCCCGGGACCCGCUGCCGCUGGGCAGGGCCGCGGACACGCAGAGGGCUCACAAGGGAAAUUGAUUAAAUGCCUGAAAUGGAUUAUGACCAGGUUAAUGGAUCAAGUCAUGGAAAGAAACUAUACUCUGAAAUGUAGAGAUGAAAAGAAGGACAAGGGGACAACAAGAAGAGUUGUCAUCAGACCUUGUCAGUUGUGACUUUUCUCCAUGGUCAUUGCCUCUUGAGUGUCCACUAACUGCAGUGAUUCAUGCACCAUACUGGGCUUCCAUAGGUAAUUCUGGGAUGGACUGUAUGAACAAAUAAUAUAAGCUAUGGUCUAUUAUAACAGAAAAUCAAGAUGUUACUCAGAUUUGAUAAACCUUUGAAUAAAUACCAUGUCACCCGAAUGGACACACUACAUACUGCUUAAGCAAGUUUUACAAUCACACACUGAAAACUCUACCAGCCAGUAGUUCAAAGACAGUGCUCUCUCAGGGGAAAAUACGCAGGAGUGACUGCAAGAAGGUUCUGUUCAGGGCAGUAAGUAUUAUGGCAAGAAUUGUGCUAGAAAGAUAUUUUAUUUAAAUCGUGAGUUUUGAAAUAGAUCAGAGAGUGAAUUUUAUAUAAGUCAGGUGGAUUCAUUAUCUAAUGCAGAAUACUUUGCAGAUUGUUUAAGCUCAUGUUCCUAUGUACAGAUGUGAAAGCGAUACAAUAAAAACUGACCUUUUCCAUGAAAAAGUUAAGCAGUCCUGUGUUGGAGUUCUUUUUCAAUUUGAACAGAAAAUAAUUCAAAUAUGCUUUCCAGGAAAUUCCAGUUUUUCUACCAGUACCUGCAAGUAGUUCCAGAUUGUUGAGAUGGCCAGCAUGUAGGAAAUCCUUCUCAUGAGCAACUACUUAAAAAAUCAGAUCUGAAUUGAAACACCAGGAACUGUGCACUGUGGCAGGGGGAAAACCUACAUGUUAUUGAGGGCAGGUAUUGUACCAGUUUUGUCUUACUAUAUUUUUUAGAAAAGUCUAAUUUUCAUAACUGUGCAGUUAUGAAACCAAGUUGAUGCAUCAAGAACAUUUC